Monosiga brevicollis MX1 is the source of this 1116-nucleotide messenger RNA. RefSeq lists its product as uncharacterized. The record is from RefSeq and is a predicted model, not a curated record. The coding region runs from base 1 to 1116 and encodes 371 amino acids. The transcript has 11 exons. NCBI's taxonomy places the organism in Eukaryota, Choanoflagellata, Craspedida, Salpingoecidae.
AUGGCACACCCGAGUGUGCUGCCGCGGGCCAUCGGUGCCCUGGUCUGCCUGUGCAUCGUCUUCCAUGCCUCAACCACACAAGCCGCGCCCCUCGUCACCGGUUAUGACGGCUGGACGUUUUAUCAAACAUCCGAGUACCGCUACUUUGGCGACACGUACAAGGCGUACUUUGCCGAUGCCAAGGCCGCCUGCAAAGCCGAAGGCGGCGAUCUGGCCAGCAUCAUCACCCGCGACGAGUACAACGUCAUCCUAGACCUCGUGCCCAACUCGAUCAACCAGGUUUGGGUUGGUGGAGAGCUCACUAACGGAGCCAUCACCAAUUGGAUCGACGGGUCCCUCUUUGUUGACACCACGCCAACCCUGUGGUUGACCGACGAGCCUAGCAACGGCCGCCAUGAUGGUUGUCUCAUUCUGGAUCAGGGCCGAGGUGGCCUGGACAACUACCGCUGUGAUCGCACGCGUACUUACGUCUGCAAGCGACCACUGGAAAUGUCCUCAAGCAGCACCUCCACCUCCACUUCGAAUUCGUACACGGGAGCGGUGAUCAUUUAUUCAACAGGCACCUCGGCCUAUUCGGUUGUCUAUCGGACGACGCUCUUGGGUCGCACGUAUGGCUCUGAUGACACCAGCAGCACGUACUUUGGCCAGACCAUGUCCAUGGGUGGUCUGCGUCUUGCAGUUGGGGCGUACCUUCACAACAACUUGGGUCGCGUUUACAUUUUCAGCCGAAGCAGCGCCUCCUCCCUGUCUUACGCGGACAAUGUCAAAGUGAUUGAACCUCCAUACACCACGACUAACACCAACUUUGGCUGGGGUGUUGGCCUUUCGCCGAAUGGCAACGCCCUUCUUGUGUCAGCGCCCAACAACGGCGCCGGUGUGGUGUAUCGCUACGAGUUUGCCAACAACGCGUGGACGUUGAAGCGCACGUUUACAGCCGAAUCCGCGGGCAUCAAUCAGCUUUUUGGCUAUGGUAUCUUGAUGGUGCCAGACUCGGAGGAAGACGGCGAUAUCACGGCCAUUGGCAACUCUCUGGCCGACACGUUUGCUACCAACAGCGGCGCGGUUGUGACGAUUUCCAAGUUCAAGUCGGCUUUCAGCGAUGAUGAUGAUGCCUAA